Messenger RNA from Rosa chinensis, 904 nucleotides. RefSeq lists its product as uncharacterized. The record is from RefSeq and is a predicted model, not a curated record. Lineage: Eukaryota; Viridiplantae; Streptophyta; Magnoliopsida; Rosales; Rosaceae. The transcript is spliced from 2 exons. The coding region runs from base 196 to 627 and encodes 143 amino acids.
GUUAGGAGUUUCUCUGGCCUGACUCAUUAUAUGGAUGAGUUUUCUGAAUCUCACUUAACAGAGAAUGUGUUAAAUCGGAGUGAUUCUCUGUUAAAUCAGAGUGAUCUAAAUAGUGUGAACAAGUUUUCAAGAAUUAAAGAACCAUUUAACCCCUGCUCCAGUCUUAACCUUUCUAACUAAUUCACUUCCCCACCCAUGUUGCUUUCCUUCUAUGGUACAUUUGGAAAUAUAGGUGUAAUCUCAUUUUCAAGCAUGUUCCUUAUAUAUAAUCCUUCGAUUGUCGCUUCUCUUGCCUUCGCUGCUUCAAGGGAAUUCCUUCAGAUCCCUCCCAAGCUGCUUCCCCCGCGACACUCUUGCAUCGCUGAUCUGUCUACUAAGGAGACCCAUUGGUCUGCCCCUCAAUGUGGUUCUCUUAAAUUAAAUACGGAUGCCGCCUGGGAUGAAGAUUCUAACUCUUGUGGUUUGGCGGUGGUGAUUCAUGAUUCCUCUGGAGUCAUUGUGGGGGGCUCCUCCAGAUUUCUGCUCUGCAAAAUCCCCUUUCUACGGUGGACUGGACGGCUUCCCGAAUUGUUGCUCGUAUACAAGCUCUUGCCGGCCGCUUCCAUCGUGUUAACUGGCGUUGGGUAAGUAGAAAAGCCAAUGGUGCUGCUGAUCUGGUGGCUUCCAUGGCUUUACGUAGGGUGUGUCCUGUUGAUUGGUACUCCAAUCCUCCCCCCUCCCUCAUGCGUAUAUUGCUUUUCGAUGCUGCGGCCCCCCUCCUUAGCCGUGCCUAUGGAGUUUGGUUCUUGAUUUCUGUUUUCUUCGUUUGCUCUUUGGUCCUUUCUUCUAUUUUGUUUCCUCUGUAAUGUUUCUUCAAUGCCAAAAAAAAAAAAAAAUUAAAGAACCAUUACAAGAUAUUUCUCUA